Molecule: messenger RNA, 4461 nt
Organism: Tripterygium wilfordii
Lineage: Eukaryota; Viridiplantae; Streptophyta; Magnoliopsida; Celastrales; Celastraceae
Product: kinesin-like protein KIN-14E
Biological process (GO): microtubule-based movement
Cellular component (GO): cytoskeleton
Molecular function (GO): ATP binding; microtubule binding; microtubule motor activity
Source: RefSeq, a predicted model, not a curated record
CAAUCAUAUGCUACCGUGUCUAUCAUUUGAACAGACUCUGGCUCUCUUCCUCCAUUACCGAUUUUUUUGAAGUAGGAGCAGGAGAAGAGAACGAGAGGAAACGAUUCGACUGCGUACGCGCAUUAGGGUUCUUCCUUCAUCUUCCAUCCUAUUUUUCUCUCAAAGAUCUGAAAGCGGUUUCAUCUUCAUUGCGUUAAUGUGGUAGUCUUUACUUCUUUUGCGGUCACAAUGAGCGAUCGAAGGACCGGUGGAGGUAGAGAGCUAUAAGCAAUGUUUGACUGACAUGACAAUUGAUUUGCGGAUGUCAAUGGCGCAAAGUGUACGAACCGGUAGAUCUUCGUUCAGCUCCAGCAACGGAAAUGGCGACGCGCCUUUUCACUCUAGCUCAAACGGUGAUGAUUACGACAGUGACGGCUCCAAUUUUGCACCACCUACUCCAGGGACUUUGUCAAUGGCUGUAUCUGCAGAACUUGCUGGUGCUAUACCUUUGAUUGAUAAAUUUCAGGUGGAGGGAUUUUUGAGAAUGAUGCAGAAACAGAUUCAAUCUGCUGGAAAACGUGGGUUCUUCUCUAAAAAAUCUCUUGGACCUCAAGUUCCGGGAAAGUUCACCUUUGAGGAUAUGCUGUGCUUCCAAAAGGAGCCAAUACCAACUUCUCUUCUUAAAAUCAAUGGUGACCUGGUAAGCCGAGCAGUAAAAUUGUUUCAGAUAAUUUUGAAAUACAUGGGCGUUGAUUCAUCAGAUCGAGUAACGCCAGCAAGCUUAGAUGAGCGGAUUGAACUUGUUGGAAAACUAUAUAAGCAUACUCUGAAGCGUGCAGAGCUGCGGGAUGAACUCUUUGCUCAGGUUUCAAAACAAACAAGAAACAAUCCCGAUAGGCAAUACUUGAUCAAAGCAUGGGAGUUGAUGUAUUUAUGUGCAUCCUCGAUGCCGCCAAGCAAGGACAUUUGUGGAUACUUAUCUGAAUAUGUCCAUAAUGUGGCACAUAAAUCAAGUACCGAUUCUGAGAUUCAAAUCCUUGCAUCCAAUACCUUAAAUGCUUUGAAGUGUUCUGUUAAAGCUGGCCCUAGGAAUACGACACCUGGGCGUGAGGAAAUUGAAGCCCUUCUAACUGGUCGAAAGCUUACAACCAUUGUGUUUUUUCUGGAUGAAACUUUUGAAGAAAUAUCGUAUGACAUGGCGACUACCGUGGCCGAUGCUGUAGAGGAAGUUGCAGGGAUAAUUAAACUAUCAGCAUACUCUAGCUUCAGUCUGUUUGAAUGUCGUAAAGUUGUUACUGGUUCAAAAUCACCUGAUCCUGGGAAUGAGGAGUAUAUCGGGUUAGAUGAUAACAAAUAUAUCGGGGAUUUGUUGGCGGAAUUCAAGGCAGCUAAGGAUCGAAGUAAAGGAGAAAUUUUGCAUUGCAAACUAACAUUUAAGAAGAAGCUUUUUCGGGAGUCGGAUGAAGCUGUAGCGGAUCCAAUGUUUGUGCAAUUGUCAUAUGUGCAACUACAGCAUGAUUAUAUAUUGGGUAACUAUCCAGUUGGUAGAGAUGAUGCUGCACAGCUAUCUGCAUUGCAAAUCUUAGUCGAGAUUGGAUUUGUUGGCAGCCCCGAGACAUGCACUGAUUGGAUUUCACUCCUUGAACGAUUUUUACCUAGACAAAUUGCAAUAACUCGAGCAAAGCGGGAAUGGGAAUUGGAUAUUCUCUCUCGUUACCGUUCAAUGGAGCAUCUGGCAAAAGAUGAUGCGAGACAGCAAUUUUUGCGGAUAUUGAGAACUCUACCGUAUGGAAAUUCUAUUUUCUUCAGUGUUCGCAAAAUUGACGACCCAAUUGGACUUUUGCCCGGGCGAAUCAUUCUGGGCAUUAAUAAACGUGGGGUUCAUUUCUUCCGUCCAGUUCCAAAGGAGUAUUUGCAUUCAGCUGAGUUAAGAGAUAUAAUGCAGUUUGGUAGUAGCAAUACAGCUGUUUUUUUCAAGAUGAGGGUUGCUGGUGUUCUGCACAUAUUCCAGUUUGAAACCAAGCAGGGAGAAGAAAUUUGUGUUGCUCUUCAAACGCACAUUAAUGAUGUCAUGUUGCGCCGCUACUCUAAAGCGCGGUCUGCUACUGGCGGAUCAGUGAACGGAGAUCUUUCUAAUGGUUUCAAGCCUUAUAAUGUCGAAGUGUAUGAGAAUCGUGUACAGGAUCUAUCUAAAACUGUUGAAGAAUCUCAAAAGAACGCUGAUCGAUUAUUGGAAGAAUUGCACGAGAAACAAAAGCAACAAGCAAAAAUACAAGAAGAAUUGGAAGGCUUGAAAGAUUCAUUGAGGUCUGAGAAGCAAAUUUUAGCUGAGGUAAUGGGAGAUCGUGAUAGACUUCAAUCAUUAUGUGAGGAGAAGGAUGCGACUCUUCAAGCUUCGUUGUUGGAGAAGAGAAACAUGGAAGCUAGGUUGGCUAAGUUGGGUAAUAUAGCUCAAGAGAAUAAUGCCAAAAGGGAUUUUUCUGGGGUAAAUAACCAGGUUUUGCACAAGCUCCAAGAUGAUUUAAAACUUUGCGCUGAAAAGGUUUAUGCAGCAGAAGGAAAAACUAAAAGACUAGAAAAUGAGAAGCAAGUAUUGGAACAAAAGAUUUUUAGGCUUGAAAGCAAAGCUGAAGAGAUGGAAAAUCUUAAGAAAAAUGAACAAGAAUGCAAAGCCUUAAAGCUUCGAGUUUCUGAACUUCAAAAGAUGCUGGAGGGAGUUAGGCAAGAUUUGGAUGUUGCUGAAUCAACUCUUACAAUUAGGAAUUCAGAGUUGGAGACCUCUCAAAAUAAUUUGAAGGAAUUAGAGGAAUUGAGAGAAAUGAAAGAGGACAUUGAUAGAAAGAAUGAGCAAACUGCUGCCAUCUUGAAGAUGCAAGGGGCUCAACUUGCUGAGUUAGAAACACUUUACAAGGAAGAACAAGUUUUGCGGAAACGGUAUUUUAAUAUUAUAGAAGAUAUGAAAGGCAAGGUUAGAGUAUAUUGUCGUAUAAGACCUUUAAAUGAGAAAGAAAUUGCUGAAAAGGAGAAGGACGUUCUUACAAGUAUAGAUGAGUUCACAACUGAGCAUCCAUGGAAAGAUGAUUUAGCUAAACAACAUACAUACGACCGUGUAUUUGAUGGUAGUGCUACCCAAGAAGAUGUCUUUGAGGAUACAAGGUAUUUGGUGCAGUCUGCUGUAGAUGGCUACAAUGUCUGCAUAUUUGCUUAUGGUCAAACUGGUUCUGGAAAGACGUUUACAAUAUAUGGUUCUGAGGGCAAUCCUGGACUCACUCCACGGGCGACAAUGGAACUUUUUAAAAUAUUGAGACGUGACAGCAAGAAAUUCUCAUUUUCAUUAAAGGCAUACAUGGUGGAGUUGUAUCAAGAUACCCUUGUAGACCUUCUUUCACCAAAGAACGCAAAGCGGUUUAAAUUGGAGAUUAAAAAAGAUUCAAAGGGCAUGGUAUCUGUGGAAAAUGCAUCAGUUGUACCAAUAUCAACAUAUGAGGAGUUAAAAAGCAUUAUUCAAAAAGGAUCUGAACGACGACAUACAUCUGGGACUCAAAUGAAUGAAGAAAGUUCUAGAUCUCAUCUGGUCCUUUCAAUUGUGAUUGAAAGCACCAACCUUCAAACCCAGUCUGUUGGCAGGGGGAAGCUGAGUUUUGUGGACCUUGCUGGUUCAGAAAGGAUAAAAAAGUCUGGCUCUGCGGGUUCUCAACUCAAGGAAGCCCAGAGCAUCAACAAAUCUCUUUCAGCGCUUGGGGAUGUUAUUAGUGCUCUUUCUUCCGGUGGUCAACACAUUCCUUAUAGGAACCACAAGUUAACGAUGUUAAUGAGUGAUUCGCUCGGUGGCAAUGCCAAGACACUGAUGUUCGUGAAUGUAUCUCCUGCUGAAUCAAAUUUGGAGGAGACCUACAAUUCUCUGAUGUAUGCGUCAAGAGUCCGGUCAAUCGUAAAUGAUCCUAGCAAAAAUGUUUCUUCUAAAGAGAUGGCUCGUUUGAAAAAAUUAGUUGCAUAUUGGAAGGAACAAGCAGGUAGGAGAGGAGAUGAAGAAGAUUUGGAAGAGAUUGAAGAUCAACUAGCAAAAGAUAGGACAUAUGGCCGCCAUUCCACAUAGAGGUAUGUACAGUAAAUUUUGGGUCUUGCUGCUUUACCAACAUUAUAUAUCAUGGCUCGUAUAUAUGCUAUGAGUAAUACUAGCUAGGGUUUUGGCUGCACUGUGCGUGACUCUUAGAUAUCAACAGCGUCUUGGGUCCGGAUGAUAUAUAAUCAAAUCUUAUUGGGGCUGGGAGGCAUAUGAUUGGUGUGAUGGAUUGUAAUGUGAAUUGGUGUAUGUAUUGCUAAUUCUAUUUUAUUUGAACACCUUCGCCAAUGCAAGUUGAAUCUUGCAUUGUCCAAAUUAUUUUGUUUGCCUCCUCUUCUUAUACUAUAUGCUGUAUUUCUGUAUGUAUAAUCCUCUGUACCGCUCUAAAAGUAUCAGAUUUCAUUGUGAACACUGAGCCA